UUUACACACAUCCCUAUAGUCCUAUUUUCAGCAAGAACAUUUUGUAAGUAAAAAUAAAAUGACUCAGAUAUGCGAGACAACCAACUGCGGCAAAGAGGCGACUCUGCAAUGUCCCAGCUGCCUGAAGCUGGGCAUCAAGGGCUCCUUCUUCUGCUCCCAGCCUUGCUUCAAGGGCUUCUGGAAGGAACAUAAGGCUAUACACGCUUUGGCAGGCGGAGCACAGAAGACCGCGGCUGAGAAUGGGGCUUACAACCCGUGGCCUCAGUUCAAAUUCACCGGCAAGCUGCGUCCGUUCGAACAGACCCCCAAGCGUGCAGUGCCGCUAGCCAUUCAGCGACCCGACUAUGCUGAUCACGUAGACGGACGCUCGCUCUCAGAGGAGGCCCUGCGAGGCACAACCAUCAAGGUGCUGGAUGAUGAAGAAAUUGAGGCCAUGCGGGUGGCCGGCCGUCUGGGAAGAGAGUGUCUGGACGAAGGAGCCAAGGCUGUGGAGGUGGGCACCACCACAGACGAGCUGGAUAGGUUAGUGCACGAGGCGGCCAUUGAGCGCGACUGCUAUCCAUCGCCCUUGAACUACUACAACUUUCCCAAAUCGUGCUGCACAUCGGUCAACGAAGUGAUUUGCCAUGGCAUCCCAGACCAGCGGCCGCUGGAGGACGGAGAUCUGUGCAAUAUCGACGUCACAGUCUUCCAUCGUGGGUUCCACGGAGAUCUGAAUGAGACAUUCUUUGUCGGAAAUGUCUCGGAGAAGCACAAGAAGUUGGUGCAGGUCACCCACGAGGCCCUGACCAAGGCAAUCGAGCUUGUACGUCCGGGCGUCAAGUACCGCGAAAUUGGCAACGUUAUCCAGAAGUAUGUGACCCCACAUGGUUUCAGCGUGGUGCGCAGCUACUGCGGCCAUGGCAUACAUCGUGUCUUCCACACAGCACCCAAUGUGCCCCACUAUGCCAAAAACUCUGCUGUCGGCGUCAUGGCCCCUGGACAUUGCUUCACCAUUGAGCCCAUGAUAUCCAUGGGUGUGCGCGAGGCCAAGAGCUGGCCAGAUGACUGGACUGCCGUCACCGGCGAUGGCCUCUACUCGGCCCAGUUCGAGCAAACUCUUCUAGUGAACAACAACGGCUGUGAGAUCCUGACGAAGCGACGCGAGAACAACGGCCAGCCUUGGUUCAUGGACAAGAUGUGAAGAGACGAAGAUCGUGCCAAGCCACUGCCAAUUUGGAUACGAAAUUCUCAUUAUUUUGUGGUUUUCACGAGGCUUUAAUUUUUACAAUAAAAUCUACAGUUUCUAAA
Drosophila obscura is the source of this 1290-nucleotide messenger RNA. RefSeq names its product methionine aminopeptidase 1. The record is from RefSeq and is a predicted model, not a curated record. Gene Ontology annotation, biological process: proteolysis. Bases 59 to 1183 code for a protein of 374 amino acids. The transcript has 3 exons. Gene Ontology annotation, molecular function: metalloaminopeptidase activity. NCBI's taxonomy places the organism in Eukaryota, Metazoa, Arthropoda, Insecta, Diptera, Drosophilidae.